UAGUUCUAGCCUAAAUCGUGUUCAUUGUCACGUGUUCUGCAACAAUGGCAUUGCACAGUGAUUUAACUAUUUAUGCCCUAAAGUAUGUAUAAUUGUUGAUCUGCUUCAAUAAAGUCAGAACAGCUUGACUGAUGUAUUGAGAGUGUUUAUUACGUUCCGGGUCGAAUUACGGUGGCCUGCGAGUGUUAGUGUUGUGUACUUUCCCUGCGGUACGGUGCUCGCGCUUUGUCUCCAUGGUGGCAACGAGUGAAGUCCGGGUUGAAGACGAGGUUCAUGGGACAUGGAAGAGAAUGAAAUCUGUAUGGAGAGAGCAAAUGAAUUACUGGGAGCAGAGCCCAACAUUGCAGAGGUACCUGAGAGUGCACAGCAGGUUUUCCAGCAGCUGCCCGGUAUCAAUGCCAGCCAGCUGACCCUGGAACACCAAAACUCCUCUGCAGUCCUGCCGAUCACACUGCAAAUAACAGACAAUCCCCCAGCGUGUGAGAAUGUGCCUGAGCAAGCGUCUCACAGCCAUCCCAACGCCAGCAGUCAAUUCCACAUCUUCGAUCAGAAUGGACAGCCUGUCCAGUACGAGCGCAUGGUGAUUGUCACUGGCCAAUCAGAGAAUGGACAGGUCUUCCAUGUGAUUCCAUCCAGCCAGUUAGGAUCAGCGCAGAUGUUACUACCUCAGGGACAGCUCCUGGAUGUGACAGCCACACAGAAUUCUUGUGAAGAAAAGACAUCAGUCGGUGAAUUGCAAACAGUUUCCUUGAGUGCAAUAGAAGACAGCACAAGUGGCUAUGUGGCGCUCUCCCAGCCUUCCUUUACCAUGCCGAAAAACACAGAACCCAGUACUGAUAACUGUUUUGCAGUGCCUCCCAAGCCUCUCCCCCCCAACACACCCGCCUGGGCAAGGAGACUCAGGAGCUGUGAGAAAAUCGGUGACUCAUUCCGCGGUUACUGUAUGAACGAAGCUGAGCUGGAGGGGGUGCUGACGCUGCACAAGCAGCAGACUCAAAGCGUGUGGGGGACCCGGCAGUCUCCCAGCCCGGCCAAACCGGCCACCAGGCUCAUGUGGAAGUCUCAGUAUGUGCCCUACGACGGGAUACCCUUUGUGAAUGCAGGCAGCAGGGCUAUAGUGAUGGAGUGUCAGUUUGGACCAAGACGGAAAGGACUACAGCCUAAGAAGACUGUAGAGAGUGAUAUCAACCCAAACCAGCAAUACAAAGCAACCUGUCCAGCAAGGAUUUACAUCAAGAAGGUAAAGAAGUUCCCUGAACACAGAGUGCCGACAGACCCCAAAGUUGACAAGAAAAUUGUCAGACAAGAACAAGAGAAAGCUUUUUUGAAUCUCAAGAAGAGCCUGUGGGAGGCAGGAGGAGUGUUGAGGUAUUAUGUUCAGCUGCCCACUCAGAAGGCCCACCAGUACCAUGACUUGGAGACUGCGUACUUCCCUCCGCCCACGACUCAGCUCCCCCUGCCUGUGCCUGAGGAAGAGGAGCCGGAAGAGGAGGAGGAGGUGCCGGGAGAGGACACCAGCUGCGUUCCCUCGCGCCUGCACCCACGAGUGGCUGAGAAGAUCUGUGAGCUGGUCUCUCAGGGAUACGACCAGGUCUACAUGGUCAGGAAACAGCUCAGGAAGUUCGUAGAGCGAGAGAUGUUCAAAGCAGAUGAGGUUCCUGAAAGACACAACCUGUGCUACUUUCCAACAGUGAAUGACAUUAAGAAUCAUAUCCACGAGGCACAGAAGGCCCUUCACCAGGAAAAUCCUGAUUACAAUCCAGAGGCAGCUGAUACAAGGCUUCAGUGGACUACAGACAGUGGAAACCCACUAACAGAGACAGUGACAUUGACACUUGCUCCAACAACAAUGGAAGAAGCCCCGGUGAAUUCGAUGAUCUCAAAGGCAAGGAAUCCGGAAGUCAGUGACACUCUGUCUCCUGAGGCAGUCCAGCUCCUCAGUUCCUUCUCCUCUCUACAGCCCAAGAUGUUUGCACAGUUACAGGGAAUUCAUCUGCAGCCCACAUUCAAUCCCCAUGAUGGGUUACCUGCACUGAUGGCAGUGAAUGCCCAGCCCCUCCCAGCAGUCAGCCAGGCUACAGAGAUCCUGGACUCAGGAAGCCUCUCCACCUCCCAGCCUCUGCUCCUGAGUCCCACGCAGUUCCUGCAGCCCAGCGCCUCCCUUUCAGAGAAUGUGAUGGCGCCGCCCACCCUGGUCAAUGUGUCCAUCCCUGACCCCAGCCUCCUGGGUAUGGGCCAGCUGGUGGCAGUGUCUGCUGUGGGGGAGAGCUCCAUGGAGGGGGGGAUGCACCAGAUCCUGCUGGAAGAUGGGCAGACCAUUCCAGUGGACAUUGUGGAUGACCCGGCCAGCAUUGCUCAGAACAACUCAGUUUGCUCGAGCCAGGAAAAAGUGGAAGCUGAUGACAAGAGCAUUUCAGAAGGUGGCAACGCAGCUGGGCACUGAUCAGACAGACCAGAACCCUGCCUUACACCAGUGGGACUGUUACAAUUAGAAUGCCAGCUAAACUCACGUAAGCCUCGCCAACUCAAGAGCCUUGAAGCCCUGAAUUCACUGUUUCUGUUAAGAACUUUCUGUACAGUUUAAUGGGGCAGCAGGACCAAUGAACAGGAACAAAACUUUUGAAGGGGCAAGUGGUACAAUUACAAUUCAGCUAUGCAAGAGGUCAUUAUCA
Messenger RNA from Polyodon spathula (Mississippi paddlefish), 2672 nucleotides. RefSeq names its product calcium-responsive transcription factor-like. The transcript has 15 exons. NCBI's taxonomy places the organism in Eukaryota, Metazoa, Chordata, Actinopteri, Acipenseriformes, Polyodontidae. The record is from RefSeq and is a predicted model, not a curated record. Gene Ontology annotation, cellular component: nucleus. The coding region runs from base 281 to 2443 and encodes 720 amino acids. Gene Ontology annotation, biological process: regulation of transcription by RNA polymerase II. Gene Ontology annotation, molecular function: RNA polymerase II cis-regulatory region sequence-specific DNA binding; DNA-binding transcription factor activity, RNA polymerase II-specific.